AAAAGGGUCCUGCGUAAGAUGGCGGCGGCAGGGGGGUCACGUGACGCUCGUUGAGGCGCUACCGGCAUGGAGGCCGCGGAAGGACCCCGCGACGGGGAAGAGGUCGAGGUGGAGGUGGAGGAACAAUUGGUCAUGGUGGAACUGUCAGGAAUAAUUGAUUCAGACUUUCUGGAAAAAUGUGAGAACAAAUGCAAGAUUUUGGGAAUAGACACAGAGAGGCCCAUUUUGCAAGUAGAUAGAUAUGUCUUUGCUGGAGAAUAUGAAGAUACUCUUGGUACUUGUUUGGUGUUUGAAGAAAAUGAAGAUCAUGAUGCAGAAGGCAACCCAAAAAUACAGCUAAAAUAUAAAUGCCACACAAUGAAGAAGCUGAACAUGACACGGACACUCCUGACUGAGAAAAAGGAAGGAGAAGAGAACACAGGUGGUGGUGUGGAAUGGCUAGAGCUUAAGGACAAAGAUUUCUCAUACAGCAGACCUAACAUGAUUUGCAACUUCUUAUAUGAGAAAGAAGAAGAGGCAGCUGAGUCCCAAGACAAAAUGGCAGAAGAAUCUGAAGGAGAAGCCAGUGACAGAGGAAGUAUUGAUCAGGCCUUUGAACCCGAGAUGCAUCCACACCUUGAAAGGGAUGGUGGUGCCCCUCCUAUGGAUGCCACCCCCUCCAAGGCAGUGGACUCUUCUUCAGAGGACAGUCAAGUUAUUACUGCAGAUAAUUCUCCACAUUGCUCUAAAGACUGUAGUUGAGAGAUGACAAUUAAUGGACCUCCUUAUUGUUGUAUACCGUAGUUUUAGAGAACUCUUUGUGACUGAUGGUUUGUUUACAUCACAAAUAGAAGAACUGGACCCUAAAUCUGAGUGCUAAGUAGUGUCAUCUUUCACAAAUCAGGAACUAUGCAGCUAAGUCCAUGUUCCCCAUAAACCCUUUUACUUUCGGUGAUCCCCCGCUCGCCACAAGACCACACUCCACCAUUAGCCACUUCCGAAACUAAGCAAAUCAUGUUGUGCAGCAAGGAGCUGAUAUUCAAAGGAAAAUAUAAAUCCUAUCAGGUAAAUGUAAGGCCUGAGGCAUGUCCACCAGACAUGCUGGCCUUUGGCCUUUGUCUAACAUCCCUGGCCUCAGAAAAGCAGAGAGCUAUGCCUGAGGAAGAAAUAAUGUCAACCCAUUCCUGAUUCUUCUCAAGUGUGGAAGCAAUUUUUGUUUUAGUUUUACUUCUAUAAUUUCUGUUGUAAAUAAAUGUUUACUGUCUUCAAGCAUAAA
Lacerta agilis (Sand lizard) is the source of this 1255-nucleotide messenger RNA. It is a transcript of the gene GTF3C6, whose product is annotated as general transcription factor IIIC subunit 6. Gene Ontology annotation, biological process: transcription by RNA polymerase III. Gene Ontology annotation, cellular component: transcription factor TFIIIC complex. The transcript is spliced from 6 exons. The coding region runs from base 67 to 741 and encodes 224 amino acids. The record is from RefSeq and is a predicted model, not a curated record. Lineage: Eukaryota; Metazoa; Chordata; Lepidosauria; Squamata; Lacertidae.